GGAGGUAGCCCAUAGCCCCUAGACGCCUCCUGCCCCGCAGCUUCCUCCUCCCUUCAGCUUCGUCCUGCCCCGCAGACUCCUCCUGCUCUGAGCUUCGUCCUCUCCCGCAGCCUCCUCCUGCCCCGCAGCCUCCUCCUCCUCCGCAGCCUCCUUGUACCUUCAGCUUCCCCCAGCUCCGCAGACUCCUCCCGCUCUCAGCUUCCUCCUCCCCCGCAGCCUCCUCCUGCCCGCAGCCUCCUUCUACCUUCAGCUUCGUCCUGCCCCGCAGCCUCCUCCUAUCCGCAUCUUCCUCCUCUUGCCCUCAUCCUCCUCUGCCCGCGGCCUCCUCCUACCUUCAGCUUCCUCCUGCCCCGCAGCCUCCUCCUGCCUGCAUCUUCCUCCUGCCUGCAGCCUGGUCCUCUCCCGCGGACUCCUCUUGCCCUCAGCCUCCUCCUGCCCGCAUCUUCCUCCUGCCCGCAGGCUCCUCUUGCCCCGCAGCCUCCUCUGCACCCAGCCUCCUCUUGCCCCGCAGCCUCCUCUGCACCCAGCCUCCUCUUGCCCCGCAGCCUCCUUCUCCCCCGCAGCCUCCUCCUGCCCCUCCUCCCUCCCGGUCAUUAGGAAGGGGCGGUGGCAUCGGUGUGUGGGCGUUGGGAGCAGAGCCCGCAGAGCCCGGGCUCCGUGCGGGGGCAGGAGGAGGAGGACCAGCCGGCCCGGCCGGACCCCAACCCAGAGCCGGAGGAGCCGGAGCAGGUCCGGACGCGCCGACCAUGAGCCCCGGCAGGGACAUCGGUACCUUCGUCGUCUGGGACUAUGUGGUGUUCGCCCUCAUGCUGCUCAUCUCGGCCGUCAUCGGCGUCUACUACGCCCUGGUGGGGGGCGGCCAGAAGACCUCCGAGGACUUCCUCAUGGGCGGGCGGAGCAUGUCGGCCGUGCCCGUGGCCCUGUCCCUCACGGCCAGCUUCAUGUCGGCCGUCACCGUCCUGGGCACCCCCGCCGAGAUCUACCGCUUCGGGGCCAUCUUCACCGUCUUCGCCUUCACCUACGCCUUUGUGGUCAUCCUCAGCGCCGAGGUCUUCCUGCCCGUCUUCUACCGGCUGGGCAUCACCAGCACCUACGAGUACUUAGAACUUCGGUUUAAUAAAUACAUUCGCCUCUGUGGUACAAUUCUCUUCAUUAUACAAACAAUUCUGUACACUGGAAUUGUUAUUUACGCCCCUGCCCUGGCUUUGAAUCAAGUCACAGGAUUUGACUUGUGGGGUGCUGUAGUUGCAACUGGGGUGGUUUGCACUUUCUACUGCACAAUGGGUGGUCUAAAAGCAGUUGUCUGGACAGAUGUCUUUCAAGUAGGAAUCAUGGUAGCUGGAUUUUCCUCUGUGAUCAUACGGGCUGUGGUGGUUCAAGGUGGAAUCAAUAAUAUUCUUAAUGAUUCCUAUAAUGGAGGAAGGUUAAACUUCUGGGACUUUAAUCCUAACCCUUUGCAGAGGCACAGCUUCUGGACAAUCAUUAUAGGUGGAACCUUCACUUGGACUGGCAUUUAUGGAGUCAACCAAUCUCAAGUUCAGAGAUACAUUUCCUGUAAAAACAGGUUCCAAGCAAAACUGUCCCUGUAUAUAAAUCUCGUGGGUCUGUGGGGUAUUCUUGCCUGUGCAGUGCUUUCUGGACUUGCGAUGUACUCAAGAUACCACGACUGUGAUCCUUGGACAGCAAAGAAGGUGUCAGCACCAGAUCAGCUUAUGCCCUACUUGGUUCUUGACAUUCUACAAGAUUUUCCAGGACUCCCGGGACUUUUUGUAGCAUGUGCUUACAGUGGAACACUGAGUACCGUGUCCUCCAGUAUCAAUGCAUUAGCUGCUGUAACUGUGGAAGAUCUUAUCAAACCUCACUUCCCAUCGUUCUCUGAAAGAACUUUGUCUUGGUUUUCGAAAGGGACAAGUAUUUUGUAUGGAGUAUUGUGCAUUGGGAUGGCGGCUUUGGCAUCGCUCAUGGGAGCUUUGCUACAGGCGGCCCUCAGUAUUUUUGGCAUGGUCGGUGGACCCCUUUUGGGCUUGUUUUCUCUAGGUAUUUUGGUCCCAUUCGCCAACUCUGUUGGUUCAUUUGUAGGUCUUAUUGCUGGAUUUACCAUUUCACUGUGGGUUGGAAUUGGAGCUCAGAUUUAUCCUCCCCUUCCGGAGAGAACUUUACCAUUACCCCUUUCAACGGCUGGCUGUAACAUGAGCAGUACAAACUGGACUACUGCAAUGCCAUUUUUAACAACCUCCUCUCCAAUUCACAACACGGAAAGAACUCCCCUGAUGGAUAACUGGUAUUCCUUAUCCUAUCUAUACUUCAGCACUCUUGGGACCUUGGUGACAGUAAUUGUGGGGGCUAUCAUCAGCCUCGCAACAGGAGGAACAAAACAGAAUUUAGAUUCUAAAUACUUGCUAACUUCUGAAGACUUUCUAUCCAACUUCUCAUUUUGUAAAUCUGAUACAGAAGACCAAGUUUUGGACUUAAAAUCUCCCACACUUGAGGUUGAAGGAACUGAUAAUCCCACUUUCAAUCACGUUGAAACAAACUUCACAGAUGACAGAGGAAAAAUCAGUGGGACUCAUUUAUGAGGCAGCUCUUUAAACUGGGUGACUCGGCAUGAAUUUAUUUUUAUAUUUUUCUUGUAUGACAAAUUUCAAUAUGGUUUUAUUUUUAAGUUUUUCGAGGAUAUAAGGAUUUUCUAAUGAUGCAUCCAACUUUUACUUCUUUUCACUCAUCCCAACCUUUGUCUAAAGCCCUCCUUCUGCAUAAAACUAUCGGAGAAAUUUCAUCAUGGAAUGACCCAGACACUAACCAGUUUAGAUCCCUUUUCUCCUGAUUUUAGCACUUUCUUCUGAGCUUUAAUUUAAUGAAUGUAUAUCUGGAUAAUGAAGAUUAAACAGCAUAAAGGAAGAUGAUUUGUGUAAAAAAAUAUGACGUUACAACAAUAUCAGACUUUGAUAGCCAAACAUGCUGGAUAACUCCAUACAUUUCAAAUUUUCUAGAAGGUGGAAUAACCUGUUUUUUUUUAAAAAAAGGUUUUACCAUAGAGGACUGAAGAUGUCACAAAAAACUGGUGAUACGAGGAGGGAUCACUCUCUCCUAGGGCUAGGCAACAUCUCAGGCGAUUGUCCUCUAUACCAAUAAAUACUGGGACUGUAUUUGUGCCAUAUAAAAUUAAUAUUCUCAUGUCAACAUCCAAGCUCUGCUCAUUCAUUUUUCUGAUUAUAUCUCCACCUGUCCUCUAAAAUUCAGCACAUCAUUUAAAGUCUUCAUUUUUAUAACUUCUUCCACAUGAUCUUUUAAUAAACCUUGAACACACA
Ornithorhynchus anatinus (platypus) is the source of this 3308-nucleotide messenger RNA. Its product is annotated as sodium-coupled monocarboxylate transporter 1. The transcript has 15 exons. Lineage: Eukaryota; Metazoa; Chordata; Mammalia; Monotremata; Ornithorhynchidae. Gene Ontology annotation, molecular function: organic acid:sodium symporter activity. The coding region runs from base 747 to 2576 and encodes 609 amino acids. The record is from RefSeq and is a predicted model, not a curated record. Gene Ontology annotation, biological process: propanoate transmembrane transport; sodium ion transport. Gene Ontology annotation, cellular component: membrane.